AUGAGAGCACAAAGAACUUGGUAUAAAGCACAAAUUACAUUCAAAGAUAAAGAAUCCAUGGAACCAAAUCCUGAGGUUGAUGAUUCUGAUAAAGAGGAAAAAGUGGAAAUGAUGGUUAUUUCUGAUAAAGAGGCAUUAAAUAGUAUCGUUUAG
Messenger RNA from Entrophospora candida, 153 nucleotides. The record is from the annotation of a GenBank genome assembly. NCBI's taxonomy places the organism in Eukaryota, Fungi, Glomeromycota, Glomeromycetes, Entrophosporales, Entrophosporaceae.